Clonostachys rhizophaga is the source of this 1380-nucleotide messenger RNA. Lineage: Eukaryota; Fungi; Ascomycota; Sordariomycetes; Hypocreales; Bionectriaceae. The record is from the annotation of a GenBank genome assembly.
AUGGGUAGCUCAUUAUUAGUGCGGUCCUCCGCCCGAGAAGACGACCGAUCUCACGAAUAUGAGCCCUUAACGGGCAACGAUGAGGUCGAAGCCCUCGAAAGCUCCGCCGUGUUCGAGGACCACGAGCAAAUACCAUUCUCAUGGUUCGAGUACGGCAUCUUCGCCCUUCUCGGGAUGGCCAUGCUGUGGGCAUGGAACAUGUUCCUAGCCGCCGCUCCGUACUUCUCCUCCCGUCUAGCAAGCGAUCCCUGGUCCCAGACCAACUUCCAAUCCGCCAUCCUGGCAGUGUCGACAAUGACGAACCUGGGAGUCAUGCUCCUCCUCUCCCAGAUCCAGAAGGGCGCCUCCUACCCGUACCGCAUAAACAUCGCCCUCGUCAUCAACAUCUCCGUCUUCGCCCUCCUCACAGCCUCAACCGUCGUAUUCGUCAACGCCGGCCCCCGCCUGUUCCUGUCCUUCCUCCUCCUCAUAGUUGCCGCAACCGCCUGCGCGACCGGCUUCAUCCAGAAUGGCGCCUUCGCCUUCGCCGCCAGCUUCGGCCGCCCAGAGUACAUGCAGGCCCUCAUGGCGGGUCAGGGCCUCGCCGGCGUCCUGCCCGCACUCACCCAGGUCGUCACCGUCCUCGCCUUCCCCCCAGCCAGCGACGAGGCCAAGAACGGGAAGACAGACUCUGCCGCAGACGGCCAGUCCGCCGCCUUCUUCUACUUCCUCGCCGCCGUCCUGGUCUCCCUCGUCACCGUAAUCGCAUUCGCGCCCCUCGUCCGCCGCCACAACCAAAUCGUCGUCGGGAGCCGCAUGGCCGAUUCCACUGCCUCCAUCGAGGACGCCGAGCGCGCCUCGCGAAAGUCCGUCUCCCUCUGGCACCUCUUCAGGAAGCUGCACUGGCUGUCCCUCGCCCUCGGCAUUACCUUCGCCGAGGCCAUGUUCUUCCCCGUCUUCACGGUGAAAAUCACUUCCGUCGUGCCCAUCGACAACGCCGGCGCCCUCUUCCGCCCCGCCGCUUUCAUCCCCCUCGCCUUCUUCUUCUGGAACCUGGGUGACCUCUCCGGCCGUGUGGCCACCAUCAUCCCAUUCCCUUUAAAGAAGAGGCCAUUUGUUUUAUUCAUCUUAUCUCUCGCCAGGAGCGGCUUCAUCCCCCUCUAUUUCCUGUGCAACAUUGGCGGUCGUGGCGCCGCCAUCUCAUCAGACUUCUUCUACCUUUUCAUCGUCCAAUUCUGUUUUGGUCUCACAAACGGCUGGAUGGGCUCCACAUGCAUGAUGGCUUCUGGGGAUUGGAUCGAGGAUGAGGAACGGGAGGCCGCCGGCGGCUUCAUGGGUCUUUGCAUUGUGAUUGGUCUGACCACGGGCAGCUUGCUGAGCUUCUCUGUUGCCAGCAUCUAG